AUGGUGGUGGCCGCCGCAAAGAGUUGCUUGUCCUUCUCGAUGCACGGCAUCACGUGCCCCGUCCAAGGUUUUCUUGGGGUCUUCCAUCCCUGCCAGAGCCAUCUUACAUGGAACGCACAUAUGAACUCCUCCAAGUCGAGCGCUCCUAUGCCGCCGUUAGCGAUGGGGGAGCAGCUGCUCGCGCUUAUCGCCAGCGCGCGCGAUCGGGAGCGUGGUCACACCGCGCUAUAUAUAACUGUGGCUCGCACACUCGCUUCCUCCCACUGCUCGAGUAGACGAGAGAUCGACCUUCCCAGACACCGGCGAAAUGGCGCUCCUCCCGCUGGUCCUCGCGCUCCUCGUCGCCUCCGCCGCCGCGCAGCAGCCACCGACGCAGUCGCCGCCGGCUCCCAACGCGCCGCCGUCCAAUACCCCGCCGCCGACGCCCCCGUCACCGACCACGCCUCCCCCUGCACCGCCGGCGCCGACCACCCCUCCUCCGGCUCCCACCACGCCGCCUCCGGCACCGACCACGCCACCCCCGGCGCCCACCACCCCGCCGCCGUCUCCCCCGGCGACGCCCCCGCCCGCUCCCACCACGCCACCCCCGUCGCCGCCGUCGCAGCCUCCUCCGGCCCCCGCCACCCCGCCGCCGUCUCCCCCGGCGACGCCCCCGCCCGCUCCCGCCACCCCGCCCCCGUCCCCGCCCCUGGCGCCUCCUCCCGCCACGCCUCCUCCCCCGGCGACGCCUCCGCCGGCGCUGGCGCCCGCGCCCACCCCGUCCACCGCCCCGACGGUCGCCCCCACCACGGCGCCGACCGUCUCCCCGAUCAGCCCCAAGACGCCCGCCCCCACCGCGGCCACACCCUCGCCGUCGCUCUCCCCCACCGCCACCCCGACGACCGACAACUCCGGCGCCACGACGACCGCGCGCGCGGCCGGCGUCGCCGCGCUCGUGGCAUUGGCGGGCGCCAUCUUGCUUUGAGCCUUCGAGUAGUGUCGCUGUUGCUUUCCUUCCUCCUGUACCACAGCUAGCUGUGCGCGGCGGCACGGCCACGCUUCAGCUCGCUUCUUUCUUUAAUUUUUUUUCUUCUUCUUCUUUGUUUUUAAAUUUUUUUCUUUCGUGUUUGUUAUUUAAAUUUUUACCGGUGGUAUGAUCGAUCGAUCGAUUCUUGAUGUACGAUGCAUUGGUUGUCAGUCCGCAUUUCUUCUGGUGAUCAGCGGGUGGUUGGUGAUGAUGGUUAGUGAAAGAUCUCUUGGUGUCAGCUCGCUAUGUACGUUAAUUACUACUUUUUUUUGGUUCUAUAGAGGGAAGAUUUGUGUAUAUUUUUGGUGUAUCAUUUUCGGUGGCAGUUGAAUAAAAAAUCUCCAUGCAGCUCAUCUACUGCGCUCCAU
Messenger RNA from Oryza sativa Japonica Group (Japanese rice), 1374 nucleotides. RefSeq lists its product as uncharacterized. The record is from RefSeq and is a predicted model, not a curated record. Lineage: Eukaryota; Viridiplantae; Streptophyta; Magnoliopsida; Poales; Poaceae.